AUAUAGUGGCAGCAUGGUUUUUGGCGAAGUGUCCCAAAUUUCCAGUCCGCCUAGACAGUCUAGUGGUUGAUCCGGUGUUGGCAGAUUCUUGUAAAGGGUAUAAUAAGUCGAUCUCCCCAUCGGACUUGUGGAGUCCUCCGCCCCUUGGUUUUUUUAAAGUUAAUGUCAAUGGGGCAGUGAACAGAGACUGGAAAAGCAGUGGGAUUGGGGGAAUCCUUAGGGAUGAAAAGAAUAAGGUGCUGGGUUCUUUCUCGAUUUCUUCUGGUCCAGGUCCGCCGGGUUUAGCUGAAUUGAAGGCCAUUCAGACUGGUAUAGGCUUCUUUAUGGAAUCAGAGUGGGAAGGAAAGGGUCGGUUAAUUAUAGAGUCUGAUUCGGCAAUUGCAGUGAAUUGGAUAAAGAAUACAGGGGAUUGUCCUGUUUUGUUUUUCCAAUUAGUUAGGAAAAUUGUCAAUAGUGUUUUGGAACGUAAUAUAAUUAUUAGGUUUGUUAAGAGAGGUGUCAAUUGGGAGGCUGAUAGGUUGGCGAAGAAGGGUAUAGGAUAA
This is a messenger RNA of Hibiscus syriacus, 542 nucleotides long. RefSeq lists its product as uncharacterized. NCBI's taxonomy places the organism in Eukaryota, Viridiplantae, Streptophyta, Magnoliopsida, Malvales, Malvaceae. The transcript has a single exon. The record is from RefSeq and is a predicted model, not a curated record. The annotation marks the transcript as partial. Gene Ontology annotation, molecular function: RNA-DNA hybrid ribonuclease activity; nucleic acid binding.